This is a messenger RNA of Pseudomyrmex gracilis, 564 nucleotides long. RefSeq lists its product as uncharacterized. The record is from RefSeq and is a predicted model, not a curated record. Gene Ontology annotation, molecular function: catalytic activity. Lineage: Eukaryota; Metazoa; Arthropoda; Insecta; Hymenoptera; Formicidae. The transcript has a single exon. Bases 1 to 564 code for a protein of 187 amino acids.
AUGUCUUUACUCCUCCAGGGCAAUCUAAAUCACGCCCGCGAGGCUCAGGACCUCCUGGUGCAUAGCUUCGCGGAGCUAGAUGGAUGCCUUGCGGUGGCGGCCGAGCCUCACUCCGUCCCAGACCACCCGUCGUGGCUGGGGUCGAAGGACGGCUCGGUUGCCUUACAUUUUCGGUGGGGACAUGCGUCCACCUUCUUCUCUUUCCUCGAAAAGGGAGAGGGGUUUGUCGCAUGCGAAUGGGGGGAACUGGUGAUCGUGGGGUGUUACUUCUCCCCCACGAGGCCCUUCCACGAAUUCGAAGAGUUCUUGAACGGGCUGGAACGGGUGAUACGCCGCCUCCAGCCCCGUCCCUUACUGGUUCUGGGGGACUUUAACGCCAAGUCGGUGACUUGGGGUUCCCCCAGGACCGAUGUACGUGGAAGGGCCCUCGAAGAAUGCAUGGCGGCCUGCGGCUUUGCCACAGUCAUUGAGGGCACGCAACACACGUACGUGAUGCGCAACGGGGGGUCCAUCGUCGAUGUGACCGUUGCUUCCCUGUCCGCCAUUGCACGUGUGUCCGAGUGA